CGCUGUUGGAAGAGUUGGAAGAAAUUCUAUUUCAAUUUGUGAUUUAAAGACAGUGAUUUUGUAGCUUGACUCAGCUGCUCAGGUACAAAAACUUUACAAUCAUCGAAUUAUGGAGGCAGAAGAAGCUGUUUCACGUGGAGUUAAGCGAUCGUUAUCAGGCGAUGAAAUUGAAGAAAAUGACGAAAAGAAAAUUAAAAGUCCUCCGGAGUCAUCAGCCGAAAACGGCAAGAUACUGGUCCUGCUUGAUUUAAACGACGACUGCCUGUAUCAGAUAUUUUCAAACUUAGUACUGUAUGACCUGACAAAUGCAGCCGAUACGUGUGUUCGACUACGGGAUUGUGCAACCUAUGUUUUUGAACAUUAUCACAAGUGCUGCAUUCUUUUCGAUUACCGGACAGGUGGAGGUGUUAAUCACACCGAAGUACGAACAGCAGUACGGAUAUUCGGACCUACAACCACGAAACUUACGCUUAAUAUGCAAAUUUUCCACAAACUUUUUUCCUCGGAUUCUGCCCUGAGCAUGGUCAACCAUUAUUGCAAGAGCUUGGAUACAAUAAUCCUAAAUGGAUUAAAAUUUACAAAAUGGUUUCCUGCCAAAUACGUCGAAUAUGAUUUUGAUCCCGACAGCGAUCCCGAUAGCGAUGCUUGGAACGACAAUUAUGAUUCAGAUGACGACAGAGAUUGGAUUGUGGGCUACGUAUCGCCGAAGUUUCUCACAAAUUUGCCGCGAGUGAAAAAUGUUGUCGUUAACAAGGCAAUGUUAUUUUGUGGCGGUCGCCUGUUUGAUGAUUGGAAAGACAAUAUUUGCACCCUCACCAUGGAAGAUGUGCUGGUCGGCGAUGGCUUUCUGAAAGCACUUCGGAAUUCAUAUGUCGAAGUUAACAUGGUCAUUCGCAAUGAGACUCGACGCGGACGCGGUAAUAUCGUGCACAAUAAUUUCAGAAUUGUUGAAGCAUUGUUUACACCAAAAGGUUGCGAGAAUGCUCUAAAAACAGAAUGAUUCCAGUAUGGCAACGUAA
Molecule: messenger RNA, 1019 nt
Organism: Bradysia coprophila
Lineage: Eukaryota; Metazoa; Arthropoda; Insecta; Diptera; Sciaridae
Molecular function (GO): protein binding
Source: RefSeq, a predicted model, not a curated record